UCUCAUUCUCUGCGGCUGGAGCUGCAAGACAAACAGCAACCAGGCACAAUGAACCAGAAGGUGGUACUCAUCACCGGCUGCUCCUCGGGGAUUGGCCUCGCUUUGGCUGUCCGCAUCGCAAAAGAUGAGAAGAAGAGGUUCAUGGUCUACGCCACCAUGAGGAACCUGAGUAAGGCUGAGCCCCUGGUUGAGGCGGCGGGUCGGACCCUGGGCAGGACCAUGGAGAUCAAGCAGCUGGACGUGUGUGACGAGGACUCCAUCAAAGCCUGCGUGGACAGCCUGCCUGAGCGCAGAGUGGACAUUCUUAUAAGUAAUGCUGGGAUGGGUCUGAUUGGACCCAUCGAGUGUCAGUCUAUUGAUGAGAUGAAGACGGUCAUGGACACCAACUUCUUCGGGCUUGUGCGACUGCUGAAGGAAAUCCUACCUGACAUGAAGCGGAGGAAAAAAGGCCAUAUUGUGGUGAUUAGCAGCGUCAUGGGCAUUCAAGGAAUUUUAUUCAACGACGUCUACGCGGCAUCCAAGUUUGCAGUGGAAGGCUUUUGCGAAAGCUUAGCAGUACAAGCCCUGAGGUUCAAUCUGAACAUCAGCCUGAUAGAGCCAGGUCCGGUGAUAACAGAGUUCGAGCGUAAGGUUUACGAGGAGGGCAUGAAGACUGACCUCAGCAACGCUGAUAAAGUCACAGCCGACAUGUUCACAAACAUCUAUCUGAAGAACUACAACCAAAUCUUCGAAACCCUCGGGCAGACGGCUGAGGACGUUGCUGAGCACACCCACAAGAUCAUCACCAUGGAUAAUCCCCCUUUCCGGCAUCAGACGAACACUCUCUACACCCCCAUGACCACACUCAAAUAUGCCGACCCCAAUGGUGACCUUCCGAUUGACACAUUUUACAAAAUGGUGUUCGAGCACGACAAGGUCUUCAACGCCAGCCUGAACUUCCUCAAGCUGUUGCGCUGGAGAAGCCGAAAGAGCUUUACCUUGGACAAAAAAGAGGGCAACUGAGUUUUCGUUCUAUUGCUUUUAACCAUGCAUGGCUUUCUAGUAUUUCCCCAUUGUUUUAUUUUUAGCGGAAGUACAUUUGUGACAAAGUGAUAAAAUAAACAAAGAAAUUAAAUAUCA
Mugil cephalus (flathead mullet) is the source of this 1119-nucleotide messenger RNA. RefSeq lists its product as uncharacterized. Lineage: Eukaryota; Metazoa; Chordata; Actinopteri; Mugiliformes; Mugilidae. The transcript has 6 exons. Bases 49 to 1002 code for a protein of 317 amino acids. Gene Ontology annotation, biological process: estrogen biosynthetic process. The record is from RefSeq and is a predicted model, not a curated record. Gene Ontology annotation, molecular function: estradiol 17-beta-dehydrogenase [NAD(P)+] activity. Gene Ontology annotation, cellular component: cytoplasm.